Molecule: messenger RNA, 2288 nt
Organism: Spirodela intermedia
Lineage: Eukaryota; Viridiplantae; Streptophyta; Magnoliopsida; Alismatales; Araceae
Source: the annotation of a GenBank genome assembly
AUGAAUGCACGAACAUCCACCCAUCCCGCCGCCGCCGGCGACUCCUCGGCCGCGAGUUCUGACCAAAGUCCGGAACUACGGCAUCGAUUCUCACCAAGAUUUCCACGCUCGAAAGAGAACAAUCAAUCAAAUGGGAUAACAUGACAUCAGAUCACGUUACAUCAGUUGGGUCGAGCAGUUUCUAUAUCAGAUGCCACGCCGGAGCCGAAUCGACUGUCGGCCUCAAAUCUGACGCUGACCUCCACACCCAACUGCCCUCCAAUCCGCAGCCGCGAAUGAUGAUCUCGCCUUCUGAGUUAACCCCCCCGCCCGAGGAAAAUUACGUAAGCCACACGAUUAGUCUACUGCCGAGUGACGGCUACCUGAUGGACCACUUUAAGGUCAACCGUGGACCGCGAGAGGGGGGAAGGUUUUGGGGGAUGGGAUUGUGGGCAGGGGGGGUGCGCCAGGCUCAUGCAGCGGUGCAACGCGAAGGCCAAGUAGGCCCUCCCCCAACGAGGAACUAAUUUAAUAUAACGUGGGCCGAUGGCCCACGUAUCAGAUAUUAAACUGGUAGGAACCAAAUACUGCCCUUUCAGCCAAAAGGCAGAGAAAGGUAUGGAACAUAAGAUUAGGGAGUGGGCAUGUAUUUUCAUUCUGGAUUUUUCUCGUGCAGUGCAUUGUACUGAUUCGUAUGGGACUAAAGUAAGACCAUGCCACCCCGCCUAACGAACAACAUCACAUCAGCAGGAGCGCCCAUCCCCCGUUCAUUUUCAGAGGAGCUUCAUGGAGCAUCAAAACUUCCUUUUUUUCUACGAAAUAAAAGACGCUUUUUUACCCUUUUUGCUCGGGUUUUUUCGUCGGCUUGAUGAUCUAUGCAACGUUAAAGUACCUCUUUUUUUUUUUUUUUUGUUUAGUAUCAGAAAACAUCAGUCAUCCCUUCACGACCCAGCCACCUCAGGCUCAUACAUCUGUCAGAAGACGUGGACCCUUUAUGGUCCACAAGAAAAAAUUCUAUUUUGGGUAACUCAAAAUGCCUCGAAUCAAGGAAAAGCUUGUAUCUUUAUUGAAUGAAAAAUAACCCAUCUCAGGCAAGAUAUCAACAGAAAUAGACCCUCAAGUGAUAGGCAGAAGAGCAAGAGGGAGGGCAAUUUUCUCACUGUAAAUUGUCCGACGAGUCCUCACCAGGUCACUGACCCAUAAAUGCCCCUAAGAAAAUGACACAGAAAAGCAAGCCCUCACUGCCCAUAAUGUAUACUACUCCCUGUGCCCACUCGAGGUUUCAAGUACAGUGCUCUCUGUUGCAGCCCAUGGCAGCUACUGAGAUAGGAUCAUUGAAGAAGCCCCUUGGCACGACAUUAGUCAAUGCAUUUUCCCUUGUCUCGGUCUUGAUUCGGGUGAUCUUGAAGAGAUUGGAAGGAAGGGAACUCACAAUCCGCCACCCUUCAUCUGGUGGUCUGUGGUGAAGCAUCAACCUCCUCUGUGCUGCUCCUGACCUCUGUGGGUUUGGCCUGGGCUCUGCUCAGCAUUACCUCACUGAAUUCGGUCGUCCUCCGCAAGCCCCAUUUGUGAAUCCUGGGGCAGAUCAGAGUAAUAUCAUUAAAUGGCAUUACUUCGAGCACCGUGAGAAAAUGGAUGAAUAAAACUAUAAAAAGUGGAGGAUGGAGAUGUUGCCUCAGUUACAGCAGAAGCAUAUUCGUUGGAGAUAGAGGACGAGAUAGUGAAGAACUUAGCGAGAGAGAGAGAGAGAGAGAGAGAGAAGAGAGAUCAUACCCCAACCCCAUGUUCCUUCAGAGGUUCUGUUAUCACGGCGCCCCCUACUCCCCAGGCAUGAUGGUGGCAGUGAAUGCUCCUCCAACUCCCUGAGCCUGCAUCGUAACAACACAGAGGAUAUCUCUCUGGUCAACUUCCAAUCAAGUUCGAAAAUAUCCUAACAUUAGAGAAAGAGCUGAUAAAAUAUGAAACCAGCGAGAAAACGGUACAAACUGCGAACCAAUUCGCGCAUGAGAUGAUUAUUUCUGAUUGUUUGUUUCGUAAAGGGAAAGAAACACAAUCUCGAUGACUAAAUAAAACGGUCACAAUUCCAACGAAGAGAGUUUCAGGACGCCACAAGCCAAUCCUCCCUGUGAUGGGGCCAAAGCCCAUUUAUGGAUGAGGCAUGUUCAUCUAGUAAUUGCCAAAUAAACUAUCCACCUACUGGUCAGAUCAAUAUGGAGCAGCACACGUAGAUGGGGAACAGCUUACCAUGCACCAAGGAAUCUUGGUCAUCUCUCAUUAUUGACCUUCUGCUUUGUAGGCUCUUGGCUUGA